UUCGCCAUCGACGACAACAACAACGCUCCAACUUUCGAACCUGAUUUGAUUAGAGCCAUUUUCAAGCACAUUUGGGCCAGAAAAGCUCAAGAGCGUGAAAGAAAUGAAAUGGAAAACACCAGGCCGAAGACUGUUGGAGCUGGAACAUCCAAGAAGAAUCGACCCACUUCCUCUAAUGCAAAUGCUCUAAAGCUGAGUUGUGAACUUCUUCGAAUUUUUAUUACAGGGUCUGUGCAGCGAGCUUCUACAAUUGCUGAAGCUGAGGGUGGUACUAAGAUUGAAGCAACUCAUUUAGAAAGGAUUCUUCCUCAAUUACUUCUUGAUUUUUAAGGUGCUUG
This is a messenger RNA of Durio zibethinus, 338 nucleotides long. The record is from RefSeq and is a predicted model, not a curated record. NCBI's taxonomy places the organism in Eukaryota, Viridiplantae, Streptophyta, Magnoliopsida, Malvales, Malvaceae.